Amphibalanus amphitrite is the source of this 1226-nucleotide messenger RNA. RefSeq names its product mucin-1-like. The record is from RefSeq and is a predicted model, not a curated record. NCBI's taxonomy places the organism in Eukaryota, Metazoa, Arthropoda, Thecostraca, Balanomorpha, Balanidae. The coding region runs from base 234 to 1064 and encodes 276 amino acids. The transcript is spliced from 3 exons.
UAUUACGAUAUCAGAUCAUUUCAGAUAAUUGAUAAUUAACUGAUGUCAUAGCGGUGAUAACAAUAGGGUAACGUGAUGAUACCCCUAUAACUAUCUUUACAGCGAAAAUCGAAGCGUUAAUAGAAGCCGUGCGCCAGAUACCUGCCUUGUGGGACAAGAGGGCCACGGCAUACAGCGCACGAAGGGCGGAGAAAGAAGUUCUUUGGCGUCGAGUGGCCACAUCAUGCGGUUCAAUGAUGACAGGGUCAGAGGCUCAGAAGCUGUGGACGCGCACCAAGGCCUACUACCUACAGAGGUUGCGUAUCCACGUCCCCAGCGGCAGUCCGGCUCCCGAGCACAUCAGCAAGCUGGGACCGUAUGGCAACCUGCUGCAAUUUCUGCAGCCGGUGACGAAGCGUGGCAAGAACGUCUCAUCGGCGGGGUUCAGAAACCAGCAAGAAAGCCCAGGUCACGCUGGAAUGCAACAUCAGUCGGCAGCUUCAUCUACAUCAAGCUAUGUAUUUGACAGUGUGGAUGAUUUCUUGGCGCAGCUGCAGUUCUCCGGCUCUGCGCAGAGCGGAAAUACGAAUUCCGAUGCUGACUUAACCUCAUCUCCAGCCCCGGCACAGGCACCAGGUCGAACGCUGACCCAGUCUCCGGCACCGGCACCGGCACCAGUACCACCACCACCAGCACCGACGCCGGCGCCAGCGCCGGGACCAGCACCAGUACCACCAGCACCGACGCCGGCACCAGCGCCGGGACCGGUACCAGCACCGACGCCGGCACCAGCGCCGGGACCGGUACCAGCACCGACACCGCUACAGGCACCGGUCAGAGCACCAGCACCGGCCUCGACCCCGGCACAGGCAGUUCGUCAGCAAGGUUUAGGGCGCAGGAGGCGCCGUGGAGAGGGUGACGAAUCCGUCGAUGGACGGAUUCUAGAGGAACUGGCGCAUGGACGACAGGAGAUAAGAAACAGAAACAGGGCAUUCGGAGCAUAUGUGGGUGCUGAACUAGAGUCGCGUGAUGAGGCCGCAGCCAAACGCCUACGCCGCGCUAUCUUUGAGCUCUUGCAAGAGUAAAAACGAAAAUGUGACAGCUGAUUUUUUUUAAACAAUGGGAGUGGUUGAGUUGCGGUUGAGUUGUGUUUAUUGUUCUGACAUUGCAAUGUCAUGCGUGAGACCUUUAUAUUUCACACAAAAAGUUUCAUUGCUACGCAAGCAAAUAAAUAAGUCGAUGAUGCA